CCAGGACGCAUGUUGAUGUUCGCGAACACGACCGAUUGAAAAAAUACCCACAAUGCAAAGCGGCGUAUCACAUUGGAAGUAAUCACUCUGUGAACGAGUCAAAUUCAAGUAUGGCGCUUCAUAAACUAUUCCGUCUGUCCUCGCUGUUCCGCUCCGCCGUGUCAUUGACAUUGCGCAGGAAUAUCGGCCUGUCUGCUGUUCUCUUCAAUCGGGCCACGGACUUGGACCCUAUCCAGAAACUAUUCCUAGAUAAGAUCCGCGACUACAGCACCAAGAGCAAGGCUGCAGCAGGUGGGAUUGUUGAUGCAGGCCCCUCUUACGAAAAGGGUGUCUCAGAGGAGAUCACCAAACUACAGAGGUUAUAUGGGACCGGUGACCUCACCAAAUUCCCUGACUUCAAAUUUACAGAGCCCCAGCUGCAGGAAGUGGCCAAGUGAACACUGGCCAUGAUGACGUUGUCUCUGUCCUACGUGUCAACACUAUAAUGUACUAUUUAAUAAAAUGUGAGAACAUUGUUUUCUUAUGCUAAAUCAUGUUCAACCUUA
This is a messenger RNA of Oncorhynchus nerka (sockeye salmon), 545 nucleotides long. Its product is annotated as ATP synthase-coupling factor 6, mitochondrial-like. The record is from RefSeq and is a predicted model, not a curated record. The coding region runs from base 111 to 437 and encodes 108 amino acids. Gene Ontology annotation, biological process: proton motive force-driven ATP synthesis. The transcript is spliced from 4 exons. Lineage: Eukaryota; Metazoa; Chordata; Actinopteri; Salmoniformes; Salmonidae. Gene Ontology annotation, molecular function: proton transmembrane transporter activity.